Exophiala spinifera is the source of this 1002-nucleotide messenger RNA. RefSeq lists its product as uncharacterized. Gene Ontology annotation, molecular function: hydrolase activity. The record is from RefSeq and is a predicted model, not a curated record. The transcript has 4 exons. Lineage: Eukaryota; Fungi; Ascomycota; Eurotiomycetes; Chaetothyriales; Herpotrichiellaceae. The coding region runs from base 1 to 1002 and encodes 333 amino acids.
AUGGCUGCCGUCACCACAAAAUCCCUCUACAACUCACUCGGCUUGACUCACAACGUCAGCAAGACAUCCUCGGGCUCAGAGGUCCACAGCUACACAUCUGACUUGGGGCCUGAGACACCCAUAUUGACGCUGAUCCAUGGCUAUCCUCAAUCAGCAUAUGAAUGGCGCAAGGUCGUGCCGAUUCUCAAAGGCAAGGUUUCCCUCUUCGUUCCUGAACUCCCCGGCUACGGCAUCUCAACACCUAUCAAAGACAAAGACGCAAACACCAAACGCGCCGUGGGCACGGCACUUCUGGAAGCUCUCGCUUCAGUCUUCAACACCGAAACGUCGGAAAGACCCCGUAGGGUGAUCCUGGGAGGCCACGACCGCGGGGCGCGCAUCUGUCACCGCCUCGCGGUUGACUUUUCGCACUCGUCUCCAUCGCCGUACUCCAAGCUCAAGUUGACCGUCGUUGGCACCGUACUUCUCGACAUCGUCCCCACGCUCGCACAGUGGGCCGCAUUCGCCGACCCGGCCAUCUGCCAGGGCUACUUCCACUGGCCUCUCCUCGCCAAUGCCGACAUGGCAGUCGAGAUCAUCUCCGCGUACGGCGGGGCGCGGUGGUGCAGAGAAGGACAUUUACGCAUCAGUGGUCCGAACCCAGAGUCGACCGUGAGGAUAUCUUCGGACGGCGCACUGGACGUGUACGCCGAGCUAUUCGACAACAGGGAAAGCCUGUAUUAUUCAGCGCUCGACUAUGCUGCCGGCGCGGCGCCAGAGGCCACCGAGCAGAGACAGGACCAGGAGGGGGGUAGGAAAGUGGGUGUGCCGAUUCUGGUCAUGUUCUCCAAGGCAAAGCUGGGAUCCAGAAUCGACGUCGCAGACGUCUGGAAGGAUUGGGUAUCCGAGGGUGUCGACUACCAGGGUGUCGGGGUCGGUGAAGGGUACGGUCACUAUUUGCCCGAAGAGGCGUAUGAUAUCAUCGUGCCGAAGAUUGAGGAGUUUCUUAAGAAGGUGACAUGA